AUGGAUGGCUUGAUCAUUGCUGGCCGUCAUGGCCAGCCCAUCAUGCUAUCGCGGUUUCGGCAAACGAAUCCACUCUAUUCUAUGCUUCAUACAUCCUUUUUGAGUGAUUUGAUUGCGGACAUGCAAAUGCAGGCAGAGGCAGGCACGUCGAAGAAUGCAUCUGUGCGCGAUAUCCCGCCUGUUUUGUCGGUGCCCCUGCCGGACUCUAUUUUUGCUGAGAAGGAAGAAGAGGACGAACAAGACGAUGACGACGAAGGAGAGUCCGUUUCUCCACCAGAUCUGCCGGAUGAGGCACUCGCCUGGUCUGAGUCGGUCAAGAAAACGGCAGAGGACCCCACCGAGACGUGCAUCUCUAUCGAGGGCGGCUCGAUUUUGUGCCACAUCAUGGUAGGUGAUGUACGUUUCUUGUGUCCGGUAUCGCAUAGCAUAGAUCCGCUGAUUCCCUUUGCGUUCCUACACAAGGUUGUGGCCAUUUUGCAAGAGUACUUAAUUGGUUCUACGGAUCCUGCCCUCAUGACUGAAGAUGUCAUUUGCGAGCAUUUCGACAUUGUCUACGAACUCAUGGAAGAAAUGCUCGAUGGUGCGGGACACGUUCUUCUUACUGAAGUCAAUGCCCUCAAAGAUAUCGUGCUUCCUCCCAGCUGGUUGGACAAACUCAUCCACACCGUCGGCCUAAGCUCAUCAGCAGAGCAUGCACGUACAUCGCUCGCUUCGCCUGUCCCCUGGCGUCGGCCUAAUAGCAAGUAUGCCAAGAACGAGGUGUAUUUGGACAUUGUCGAGACCAUGGAUGGAAUCGUGAAUGCCUCGGGUGCACCAUUGUCGCUCGACGUGCAUGGGACCUUGGAAUGUUCGGCCCUUUUGAGUGGUAUUCCAGAAUUGGUCGUGAAACUGAGUCAUCCUACUAUGGUGGAGUAUCCUGCAUGGCACAAGUGUAUCCAACAGCGCGACUGGCACGAAAACCGCAUACUUCGUUUUAUUCCGCCAGAUGGUGAUAGUCGACUGGGCGAGUUUCGCAUCAAGUCUGCUGCGACUGCAAAGUCAACCUUGCCUUUAUGUAUUCAUGCGAACGUCAUGCCAUACGAGGCAGCACUGGGUGGGCUCCCAUUUGAAAUUAGCGUGGAGCACACUCUGGAUCAUUCGUAUGAUUUACAAGACGUGUGUGUUGAAUGGCUCCUGGGCAAUGGCAUACAAGGUAUAGAUGCCACGACCCAGGUGCAGACUGUGGCAAAUAAAGUCUCGAUGUCAUCAGACAUCGGUUCUAUACCAAGUCUGUCUCGCUCAACAGGCACGAUGGUAUUCGACAGAAAACGCCAACUUAUGCGCUGGACAAUUCCCACACUCAUGCCAUCGACCAUGUCGGUUCUUAGGGGCACCAUUUUGUCGUCGACGAUACACUGUCGGCCUAUGUAUGCUCUGCAAGUUCAGUUUAUGGUACAAGGGUAUUCUUUUUCUGGACUCCGAGUCACUUCUGUACAAUUGGAAAAAGAGGCAUACACCCUUUCCAAGGGCGCGCGCGUGCGUCUAAUGGGCGACAUAGAAUGGCGCCUUAUCUAG
Messenger RNA from Malassezia restricta, 1554 nucleotides. RefSeq names its product AP-3 complex subunit mu. The coding region runs from base 1 to 1554 and encodes 517 amino acids. Gene Ontology annotation, cellular component: cytoplasmic vesicle; clathrin adaptor complex. Lineage: Eukaryota; Fungi; Basidiomycota; Malasseziomycetes; Malasseziales; Malasseziaceae. The record is from RefSeq and is a predicted model, not a curated record. Gene Ontology annotation, biological process: intracellular protein transport; endocytosis. The transcript has a single exon.